AUGUCUGAUAACGUCGUUGCCUGCAGCCCACACUCCACCUUCUUCGGAUACUUGGGGGUCACUUCUGCAAUCGUCUUUGCCAAUGCGGGUUCUGCCUACGGCGCUGCACGAUCGGGUAUGGCCAUGUCCAUGACGGGCGUCAUGCGGCCAGACCUGGUCAUGCGAAGUAUUAUUCCGGUCGUUAUGGCGGGUAUCUUGGGCAUCUACGGCUUAAUCCUGGCCAUCAUUAUAGUCCAAAGAA
This is a messenger RNA of Gregarina niphandrodes, 241 nucleotides long. RefSeq names its product putative vacuolar ATP synthase, C subunit. The record is from RefSeq and is a predicted model, not a curated record. Gene Ontology annotation, cellular component: proton-transporting V-type ATPase, V0 domain. Gene Ontology annotation, molecular function: proton-transporting ATPase activity, rotational mechanism. The annotation marks the transcript as partial. Gene Ontology annotation, biological process: proton transmembrane transport. The transcript has 2 exons. NCBI's taxonomy places the organism in Eukaryota, Apicomplexa, Conoidasida, Eugregarinorida, Gregarinidae.